AUGAUGAACUCCCAACGGGAAGAGCGUGCGUCGCAGGAUAUUGCCUCUGAUGUGUCGUCUAUAUCGGCCCCCAGUUCUAGCAAACCUUCAGAUACAGGACUAGCCCGGAAUACAGGGUCAAAAGAAACCGAGGAAUCAAGUCGAUCUUCAUUAGGAAGAUAUCCCACUGAAGAUGAGAUCGUUCGUGUGCUUUCUCGGCGACGCACCAGCGGAUCUGGAGAAGCCUCGGAAGGAACUGAAGAUAUGGCCCAGAUCGUGAAACUCGUCUCACGAAUGUUUGGCCGAGAGAGGAAGGUUAACUCUGACGAGGAAAAAACACGGCAUGCCGGAGUCGUAUGGCAUAAUUUGACUGUGAAAGGAGUUGGCCUUGGAGCCGCUAUUCAACAGACCAACUCCGAAGUAAUACUCGCUCUACCUCGAAUGAUUAAUAGUCUGUUGACUCAGGGAAGGAAGAAACCUCCGUUGCGGACUAUUAUAGAUGAGUUCACAGGCUGCGUUAGACCCGGGGAAAUGCUUCUUGUCCUUGGUCGGCCUGGCUCAGGGUGCUCUACCUUCUUGAAAGUGAUUGGAAAUCAGAGAUCAGGCUAUAGAAGCGUUGAAGGUGACGUACGUUACGGGGGUGCUGAUGCUCAAACAAUGGCAGAUAAAUACCGCUCUGAGGUACUCUAUAAUCCUGAAGACGAUCUUCACUACCCAACUUUGACCGUAAGAGAUACUUUGUUGUUCGCUCUGAAAACACGUACCCCUGACAAAGCGUCACGCCUUCCUGGAGAGUCUCGAAAAGAAUACCAGGAAACAUUCUUAUCUGCCAUAGCUAAGCUCUUCUGGAUUGAACAUGCCCUUGACACAAAAGUUGGUGAUGAACUAAUUCGUGGGAUUUCCGGAGGCGAGAAGAAGCGUGUUUCUAUUGCAGAGGCACUCGUAACGCGCGCAUCUACUCAGUCUUGGGAUAACUCAACAAAAGGAUUGGAUGCAAGUACGGCGCUGGAGUAUGUGCAGAGCUUGAGGAGCCUAACAGAUAUGGCAAAUGUCUCCACACUUGUGGCCCUUUAUCAAGCGUCUGAGAAUCUCUAUAACCUGUUUGACAAAGUGCUCCUCAUUGAAGAGGGCAAAUGUGUCUACUAUGGCCGUGCCGAAUCUGCCCGUCUCUAUUUUGAGAACCUGGGUUUUGAAUGCGCCCCUAGAUGGACUACCCCAGACUUCUUACUAUCAGUAGUUGACCCACAGGCUCGUCGUGUCCGGCAAGGAUGGGAAGGCCGUAUUCCGCGAACAGUGGAUGCACUCCAGAAGAUUUACCGCAAGAGUGAUACCUAUACGGCCUCCCUGACUGACAUCGAGGAUUUCGAGGAAGAACUCGAAUCUCAGAACCCAGAACGUGAAUCUACUAGAAAAGAAUCGCCCAACAAGAAUUACGCCGUUUCAUUCUAUCACCAGGUUGUCAUUCUGACUCAUCGUCAAUUUCUCAUCAUGUACGGUGACAAGAAGACCCUAAUUGGCAAGUGGGUGAUAUUGACCGGACAAGCCCUAAUAACCGGGGCGCUUUUCUAUGACUUACCCCCUACGAGUGCCGGCGUGUUUCUUCGUGGUGGAGUCUGUUUUUAUGUGUUGCUCUUCAAUGCUCUACUCGCGCUAGCUGAACUAACAUCUUUCUUCACACAUCGCCAAAUUUUGUUAAAGCAUAAAAGCUUUUCUUUCUACCGACCUUCUGCCUUUGCUCUGGCUCAAGUGAUCGUCGACAUUCCAAUAAUAUUUAUCCAAGUUACACUCUUCGAACUGAUAGUGUAUUUCAUGGCCAACCUCUCAAGAACCGCCUCCCAGUUUUUUAUCAAUUUCCUGUUUAUAUUUAUUCUUACUAUGACCAUGUACUCCUUUUUUCGCACUAUUGGAGCGAUAUGCGGUUCUCUCGAUAUUGCCACACGUAUUACUGGCGUUGCCAUUCAGGCCCUCAUCGUUUAUACAGGAUACCUUAUCCCACCUUGGAAAAUGCACCAAUGGCUGAAGUGGCUCAUCUGGAUCAACCCAGUACAGUAUGCCUUUGAGGGAGUAAUGUCAAACGAGUUCUAUAAAUUGGACAUUCAAUGCCAACCACCAAGCAUUGUUCCAGAUGGUCCAAAUGCAUCAUCCGGUCAUCAAACAUGUGCGAUUCAAGGGUCCAGUACUGACCAACUAGUUGUUCAAGGUUCUAAUUAUAUCAAAAGCGCCUUCACAUAUAGUAGGUCUCACCUGUGGCGCAAUUUCGGCAUCAUAGUUGCGUGGUUAGUUCUAUUCGUUGUGUUGACUAUGCUCGGGAUGGAGCUGCAAAAGCCUAACAAAGGAGGUAGCUCUGCUACUGUAUUCAAAAGAGGCGAAGAGCCAGAAAUUGUCAAAGAGGCCCUUGAGAAAAAUGAACUUCCAGAAGAUGUGGAAAAGGGAUAUAAAGAAAACGGCAUCAGCGAUAACAUGAACGAGAAUGCACCAGAAGACUAUCAAGAGAAAGUCGUUGGCAUUGCUCGGAGUACAUCCAUUUUCACUUGGAGAAAUGUGAACUAUACGAUACCUUACAAAGGUGGAGAGAAACAGCUCUUGCAAAAUGUGCAGGGAUCAGUCAAGCCAAAAAGACUAACGGCUUUAGUGGGUGCCUCCGGAGCAGGGAAAACUACACUUCUAAAUACGCUAGCACAGCGAAUAAAAUUUGGUGUCGUGUCUGGCGAAUUCUUGGUUGAUGGAAGGCCCCUUCCAAAUAGCUUCCAAAGAGCAACCGGAUUUGCCGAGCAGAUGGAUAUCCACGAACCUACAGCUACCGUAAGGGAGUCUUUACGAUUUUCAGCGCUCCUUCGCCAGCCUAAGGAGAUAUCCAUCCAUGAGAAAUAUGAUUACUGUGAAAAGAUCCUCGACCUCUUGGAAAUGCGAUCAAUCGCAGGGGCCACAGUGGGUUCAGAGUCUUUGAGCCCGGAACAGCGCAAGCGAUUGACUAUCGGCGUCGAGUUAGCGAGUAAGCCGCAGCUGUUGCUCUUCUUGGAUGAGCCAACUUCCGGUCUCGAUUCUCUGGCUGCUCUCAAUAUUAUACGGUUUCUUCGACGGCUCGCAGAUGCCGGUCAAGCAAUUCUGUGUACGAUUCAUCAGCCUUCGGCUGUGGUGUUCGAACAAUUUGACGAUCUAUUGCUCCUGCAAAGUGGAGGCAAGACGGUUUAUAAUGGCGAGCUGGGGCAUGAUUCUAGUAAACUUAUUAGUUACUUUGAGCGAAAUGGAGGCAAGAAAUGUCCGCCUCAUGCGAAUCCUGCAGAGUACAUGCUUGAGGUCAUAGGUGCUGGGAACCCUGAGUAUAGGGGGCAGGAUUGGUCUGAAGUAUGGAUUAGAAGUCACGAGAACAAACAAUUGACAGAUGAAAUCGACAGUAUUAUUCAGUCCCGCCGUAAUAAGAGUCAGCAACAUAAUGCUGACAACUACCGUCAUUAUGCAAUGCCUAUCUGGGUGCAGAUCAUAACAGUAACAAAACGGGCAUUUGUUGCUUACUGGAGAUCUCCUGAAUAUAAUAUUGGGAAGUUUCUUCUACACAUAUUCACAGGCCUAUUCAACACCUUUACCUUCUGGCACUUGGGGAACAGUUACAUUGACAUGCAGUCUCGAUUGUUUUCCAUUUUUAUGACGCUCACUAUAGCACCACCCCUCAUCCAACAACUGCAACCACGCUUCCUCCAUUUCCGGAAUCUUUAUGAGUCUCGCGAGGCAAAUUCCAAGAUCUACUCAUGGGUUGCAUUUGUGACCAGCGCCAUCCUCCCAGAAUUACCUUAUUCCAUUGUUGCCGGAUCCCUCUACUUUAAUUGCUGGUACUGGGGUGUUUGGUUUCCCCGGGACUCAUUCAGUUCAGGUUACGUCUGGAUGCUUCUCAUGCUCUUUGAGAUGUUCUAUGUGGGGUUCGGCCAGUUCAUCGCCGCUCUCGCACCCAACGAACUUUUUGCCUCCCUCCUCGUCCCUUGCUUCUUUAUAUUUGUCGUGUCCUUCUGUGGAGUGGUUGUCCCGUACAGAGCUCUUAUCCCGUUCUGGCGAUCCUGGAUGUACUGGCUUACCCCUUUUCACUACCUCUUGGAAGGCUUCCUCGGCGUCGUGACACAUAAUGUCCCUGUCCGAUGCGCCCCCAGGGAGGAGUCACAAUUCAGUGCCCCCCCAGGGGAGACUUGCCAAAGCUACGCUGGGCGCUUUGUGCAGCAAGUCGGAGGAUACGUACGUGAUGUGGGGAAUGGGCUCUGCUCUUUCUGCCCGUACUCGAGUGGUGAUGCCUUCGCCAAUGACAGCUUCAAUGUAUACUAUUCUCUUAAGUGGAGAGACUAUGGCAUCUUUUCGGCCUAUGUUAUAUUCAACUUUGCAGCUGUGUAUGCGUUCUCAUGGUUAUAUCUCCAUGGGGUAAGUGAUAUCAAGAAGUGGUUUAGUAUAAGGAGAGCGAAGAAGGGACUACAGGCGUGA
Messenger RNA from Aspergillus alliaceus, 4440 nucleotides. Its product is annotated as putative ABC transporter. Gene Ontology annotation, molecular function: ATP binding; ATP hydrolysis activity; ABC-type transporter activity. Gene Ontology annotation, cellular component: membrane. The coding region runs from base 1 to 4440 and encodes 1479 amino acids. Gene Ontology annotation, biological process: transmembrane transport. The record is from RefSeq and is a predicted model, not a curated record. Lineage: Eukaryota; Fungi; Ascomycota; Eurotiomycetes; Eurotiales; Aspergillaceae. The transcript has 16 exons.